UUUUAAAAUUACAACUCCUCGUUGACCUCCCUUCUUCUUCUUCUACCUCCAACACAGGAGAGCUUCAAUCGAUGAGAUCAGUGCAGAUAAAAGUAGAAGAAAAACGAUGAGGAGACUUCUCAUCAAGAAGAAUCCAGUGUUCUUCCUUUUUCUCCUCAUCACUACUUCUUCCUUGACUAUUCUCAUCUUCUCUUUACUUCGAUUACCGGAAUCACCUCCGAUCAUCUUCACCGGGAAACUUAGAGCCGAUCUCUCCGACGAACUUGGAUUCUUCGGGAAUAUGAUGGUCGAAAUGCUCCCCGAAGAUCUGGUUUUCACUGCCUUCGUACCCUCAGAGAACGCAUUCAAUCGAGAUCUGGGGAUGACGAAACCCAACAACACAAGGGAAUCAAAACCACUUGAAGACGAAGAAAACACAUACGCCGUCGUAUCGAGGAUCUUGGGUUUCGCUGUGGUUCCGUAUAGAGUGGAUGAAGUAGACAUAGGGAAAGACGAAACGGCGUCGUAUGAGUCGUUGAGUGGUUUCACAUUGAAGAUUUGGAGGAAGAGUAGAAAUAGUGGUGGGCUUGUGGUGAAUGGCGUGGAGACGGAGAAGAUGGGGUUGAAGAGAGGGAAGAUAAUGGUUCAUAUCAUGGAUGGUGUGAUAAUGGAUUCUGAUUUCGCACAGUCCGUUGCUUCUUCUGAUACUACUCCACAAGAUGAAGAAGAACCUGAGCCAUAGAGACGAGUAAGCAAGUAUAGAAACAAUCCAUUGGAAUUUGUUGCUAAAAUAGGAAAGGAUACACAAUUUGUUUAGACCUGUUAUGAUCUGAAAAAAGAAACUUGUAUUGACAAUAGACAGUGACGUUUUAAUC
This is a messenger RNA of Brassica oleracea var. oleracea, 854 nucleotides long. RefSeq lists its product as uncharacterized. The transcript has a single exon. NCBI's taxonomy places the organism in Eukaryota, Viridiplantae, Streptophyta, Magnoliopsida, Brassicales, Brassicaceae. The record is from RefSeq and is a predicted model, not a curated record. The coding region runs from base 107 to 721 and encodes 204 amino acids.